CACAGAGAGCUCUCCGAGACGGGCUGCAAGAUCAAUCUCCUCAUUGUCUACCUGUCCCUGGACGUCUCGGUGUGGAUUCUGGUGGCCUUCACCUUCGAGCGCAUCCUCUCGGUGUUCAUACCGCACAAGGUCAAACAUUACUGCUCGCGCGUGACGUCGCUCAUCGCCAUCGCUGCCAUCGUCGUCGUCUUCUUCGUCCUGAACAGCCACCUGCUGUACGGCAUGGUCGACCAGUCCGUGGCGAACUCCUCCGACGUCGACUUGGUCGUGGUGAGGCGGUGCGUUGCCCUGAAUGACGACUACAGUCUGUUCUUGGAGACGGCGUGGCCUUGGAUCGACUUCACGGUCUUCAGCCUGAUCCCGAUCCUCAUCCUCAGCAUUGGAAACACCUGCAUAAUCGUCCAGGUAAUGAUGAGUCGGAGAAAGACCGGCAGAGCUGGAAGAUUGGCCGCCGGCGCGGCCGCCUCCGGCACCAUCAACGCCGCCGGCGUGAAAUCUCAACCCGAAGCUGCGAACGGUGGUGGCGGGGAUCCGAAAUUGACGCUGCCGAGGCUGAGCAGGACGUCCUCCAUGACGGCGACACUCCUCGCGCUCAAUCUGGUGUUUCUGGUGACCACGGUGCCGGUCAGCAUUUACUUCAUCGUCACGCCGACGUGGCUAAGGCAGGUCGAGACGCCCACGGAUCUGGCCCGUUUGUACCUGACCUUCACCGUGCUCAACCUCAUCCAGUACGUAAACAACUCAAGCAACUUUGUCAUGUACUCCAUCGCGGGGUCGAGGUUCCGGCGCGAGCUGCGCAUUAUGUUCGCGAGGAAA
Messenger RNA from Lymnaea stagnalis (great pond snail), 816 nucleotides. NCBI's taxonomy places the organism in Eukaryota, Metazoa, Mollusca, Gastropoda, Lymnaeidae. The record is from the annotation of a GenBank genome assembly.